Trifolium pratense (red clover) is the source of this 635-nucleotide messenger RNA. RefSeq names its product glutamyl-tRNA(Gln) amidotransferase subunit C, chloroplastic/mitochondrial-like. Lineage: Eukaryota; Viridiplantae; Streptophyta; Magnoliopsida; Fabales; Fabaceae. The record is from RefSeq and is a predicted model, not a curated record. Gene Ontology annotation, biological process: glutaminyl-tRNAGln biosynthesis via transamidation; regulation of translational fidelity. Gene Ontology annotation, cellular component: chloroplast. The transcript is spliced from 6 exons. The coding region runs from base 71 to 472 and encodes 133 amino acids. Gene Ontology annotation, molecular function: glutaminyl-tRNA synthase (glutamine-hydrolyzing) activity.
AACUUUUUGCUGAUAAAGCAAAAAAUAGAGUUCUGUUAUCCAGAGGGACAAGGGUUUUGUAAGUUUAAAGAUGAGUAGCAAAAUGUUGCUUAGAGGAACACCAUUAACAUUAACAUUAUGGAAUCCAAAAAUCCAACACAAGUUGUUACAGUUACGAAGGUUGUCUUCAAAAACAAAUUGUUCUUCUCUUCAACCUCCUAAUGUUUCUCAUUUGGCAAAAACUGCUCAUAUCUCUCUUACCCCAACUGAGGUUGAAGAAUUUGGUCCUAAAAUUCAGCAGGUGAUCGGCUGGUUUGGACAGUUGCAGGGUGUUGAUCUGCAAAGCAUUGAGCCCUCCAUUAGAGCAGACACUGAAAACAAUUUGCGCGACAAUACUCCUGAAAUAUUUGAUCAUCGGGAUGCGAUCAUCGCUUCUGUUCCAAGCUAUGAGGAGCCUUACAUUAAAGUUCCAAAGGUCCUAAACGUGGACUGAAGUUGCUUAGUUAUUGUCUUGUACUUAUAAUUUUGUGGUUCUAUAUGAACCAUCUCUUAUUCUAAAUUUUCACAAUGGAAAUCAGCUCAAUGAUUCUGUACAUGGAUAAAUUUUUGAAAUUAGCUUAUUGUAACUUUUGAAAUUAGCAUAUCAUAAUUUUUUU